ACAUCAAGAUCGAGCGCGUUGCUGCCAAUGAUCUUCCGCAAGGCUUCUUGUUUUGCUCAACAGACGUCAGCCCUUUGGCGGAAUUCUGGGUGGGACCACGGCUCACGCCAAAGUGCAGUGUGAUCACUUGCACAUUGGCUUUGAUUCAGCAGGGCAAGCCAGAGAGUGUGCAGAUGCAGUUUCAGCAGGUCUACAUCGACAAGCGCCGCGCCGCGCUUGCAGAGCAGAUAGCUGGUUUGAAGGCAGAGCUUGCCGCGUGCGAGGAGGAGUUGUCGAGCGUGGACAAGUCAGAUCCCUCACGUGGCCAAAAGCGUGAAAGCCAAGGUGGACCUUCGUCGAAGGAUACCCCCAUUAAGAGCCAGAAAGUGGGAAGCGAUGUGAAGGAGCCCAGCGGGCAGAGUCAGUGAAGCCAUGCGGCAGCUUCGGAGCGGCGGUUCACGCCGUCAUGGACUUCUACCAGGGUUACUUGUGAUAGCUGCCUUUCGGAAUGUUUUCGAGGGCUUCUUCUGCCAAGAGAGCCGUACUUUUUUGAGAGCCUCUUGCCAAGACUGGCA
Durusdinium trenchii is the source of this 554-nucleotide messenger RNA. The record is from the annotation of a GenBank genome assembly. NCBI's taxonomy places the organism in Eukaryota, Dinophyceae, Suessiales, Symbiodiniaceae.